Nanorana parkeri is the source of this 1381-nucleotide messenger RNA. RefSeq names its product family with sequence similarity 57 member B (gene TLCD3B). The transcript is spliced from 5 exons. Gene Ontology annotation, cellular component: endoplasmic reticulum; membrane. Bases 196 to 1032 code for a protein of 278 amino acids. The record is from RefSeq and is a predicted model, not a curated record. Gene Ontology annotation, biological process: lipid homeostasis; ceramide biosynthetic process. Gene Ontology annotation, molecular function: sphingosine N-acyltransferase activity. Lineage: Eukaryota; Metazoa; Chordata; Amphibia; Anura; Dicroglossidae.
CCAGCCAUCAUCCUCAGUCAGGGGACCAGCAGCGGCUCUGCCUGCCCACCUCCUCCUUCUCCUCCUCCUCCUCCAUGCCCCCCUCCCUGGCUCUCCCCUCUUUGUGUAUGACAGCAGUGCUCCUCUGCCCCCAUUGUCUGUGUGCCCGGUGCUGUGUGCCCCCCUCCCCCUCCUCCUCCUCCUCCUGGUGCCGCAAUGGUCCUGGUCCUGGCGGCUGGCAGCGCCUUCUUCCCGGGUCUCUUCCUGCUGGCCAGGGCCGGGCUCCGGGGGAUACCCACCUUCCGGGGAGACCAGCCCAACACCGACAUCGUGGCCGCCAGACUGGUGUCCUCUAUACAAGCGGUUUUGGCAUCGACGGCCGGGUACAUAGUGGCAUCAAGCUGCAAAGAUGUCAUUGAGGACCAGCACUGGCUCGCUGCCACCUACACCCGAUUCGCUGUUCCCUACUUCAUCUAUGACAUCUACGCCAUGUACCUCUGCUACUGGCACAAGCAUAAGGUGAAGGGCCACACGGGGGGCUGUGAGCUGUUGAAGGGUUAUCUCCACAAGGAGUUCCUGAUGGUCCUUCAUCAUGUCUUCAUGGUGCUCGUCUGCUUCCCCGUGUCUGUGCUCUGGAGGGAAGGCAAAGGAGACUUCUUCUUGGGGUGCAUGCUGAUGGCCGAACUCAGCACCCCGUUUGUUUGUCUGGGCAAAGUGCUCAUCCAGUACAAGAAGCAGCACACGCUCCUGCACCGGGUCAAUGGUGUCAUCAUGCUGGUGACGUUCUUCUCCUGCCGCCUCCUGCUCUUCCCGUACAUGUACUGGGUAUACGGACAGCGGGUCGGACUGCCCCUCUACAAGGUCCCCUUCAGCCUGUCCGCAGAAUACAACCUCGGAGCCGCCAUUCUCAUGGCCCCCCAAGUCUACUGGUUCUACCUGAUCUGCAGAAGAGCUUACAGUCUGUUCCUACAGUCUGUGAUGAGUCAGCGGCCCAAAAAUGGACAUCCGGCAGCCGACAGCCCCUCAGCCAAAGACCAGGACUGCUCACAGUGACGCCUCCUCCCCCUCCAUUCAGUUCCAACAUGUCCGCACCCAGCCACAGAGCCCCCAACCCCAAACAUGAGACCCGUUGAGGCCGCGCCAUUGAGAGACUGCUGUGCCUUUCCAAAAAUGGAGGCACUGAGGCACCUUGUUAUGUACUGCUUAAGAGGUCCGCAGGAAGCUUCUAAAGUGUCCCGGAAGCUAAGCGAGAGGCGGGGAGGUGACAUUAGCUCCCUGCGGAGGUGGAAAAUGGUCUUACCCGCUGUGUGACAGUAUUACCGCGUACAGAGUCGCCAACGCUCUGUCCUUCUUAUAGAGUUUACUAUUUGCAGUACUCCUGGUGGCCACUAGGGGUCGCUGU